AUGAGCUUUGAAACCACAGCAUUCACUUUCUUCAUCAUCCUUCUAAUUUGCCUCAGUUGCAUCUUCUUUUUAUUGGUGUUUAUUUUAUAUAAAUGUUCCCAAAGCAGGACAGAUGAAGAGACAGAAAAAGGUCCUUGUAUAGAUGCUAAUGGAGGUGAUGAUUGUACAGCUGCUAAUACAGAGAUGAACAAUUCAGGAGACAAAGAAAACCUUGCUGAUUGAUUUUCUAGGACUCUUGUACCCACGAGGCCUGGCAUUCUUGUCCAGAGACGGAGUAAAGCAGUGGUGGCCACACCCUUAGGAAAUGGAGAGGAUGUGAAAGAUGAAGAGGAGGACAAAAUAAAAGAGAAGCAAAAGGCUGAGAAUGCUGGAGAAAAUGGUCAAGAGGAGAAUGACUAUUUGCAAAAACCACCCAUACCUGUCACUGGAAGUCCUUCAGUUGUUGAUAACCAUAAAAGACCUUUAAAAGGAGUGACAUUUUCUAAGGAGGUAAUUGUUGUGGACCUUGGAAAGGACAAUCUUAUAACUCGAAGCUAUACUCGAUUACAUAAAGAGAGAAAAUGA
This is a messenger RNA of Physeter macrocephalus (sperm whale), 564 nucleotides long. It is a transcript of the gene DEMA1, whose product is annotated as chromosome 12 C2orf74 homolog. The transcript is spliced from 5 exons. Lineage: Eukaryota; Metazoa; Chordata; Mammalia; Artiodactyla; Physeteridae. The record is from RefSeq and is a predicted model, not a curated record.